GCCCAGCCUGGGUCUGCCCCAGUACCGGUCCUACUUCAUGGAGUCCCUGGUAGACGCACGCAUGCUGGAUCACCUCACCAAGAAGGACAUGAGGGGACAGCUUAAAAUGGUGGACAGUUUCCACAGGAACAGUUUCCAGUGUGGGGUGAUGUGUCUGAGGAGACUGAACUACGACAGGAAGGAGCUGGAGAGGAGGCGUGACGAGACCCAGCUGGAGCUGCAAGGUAACAGCUGGGAUAACGACGUGCUGGUGUGGAGCAACGAGCGUGUGAUCAGCUGGGUACAGGCCAUGGGGCUGAAGGAGUACAGUAACAACCUGCUGGAGAGCGGCGUGCACGGAGCCCUGCUGGCCCUGGAUGAAACCUUCGACCACAACGCCCUGGCCCUGCUGCUGCAGAUCCCCACGCAGAACACACAGGCGAGAGCGGCUCUGGAGAGUGAGUACAACAGUCUACUGUCCAUCGGUACAGAGAGGAAACUGGAUGAGGAGGACGAUAACAAUUUCCGGCGCGCCCCCUCCUGGAGGAAGAAGUUCCGGCCCAAAGACGCACGGGGGAUGUCCCCGGGCUCAGCCGACACCCUGCCCGCCAACUUCAGACUGACCAAUAGCAACGCAGCGUCCCCCUCCACGCAGCCAAAAAGGAGUCACAUGGACGGGAGUCAGUCUGCAAUACAGAGGCUGGACACUGCCACAGUCAGGACAUACUCCUGCUAACACAACACAGUAAGUUUACACACACACACGCGCACACGCACACGCACGCGCAC
This is a messenger RNA of Oncorhynchus gorbuscha (pink salmon), 768 nucleotides long. Its product is annotated as liprin-alpha-1-like. Gene Ontology annotation, molecular function: protein binding. NCBI's taxonomy places the organism in Eukaryota, Metazoa, Chordata, Actinopteri, Salmoniformes, Salmonidae. The record is from RefSeq and is a predicted model, not a curated record. Gene Ontology annotation, biological process: synapse organization. The transcript has 6 exons. Bases 38 to 715 code for a protein of 225 amino acids. Gene Ontology annotation, cellular component: presynaptic active zone.